UUCCUUGUGUAUAUACGAUUCAAGCUUUUGUCUUUAACAUCGCAGCAUUCCCGUUCCUGGAUCUCGGAGGAUGACAUCUACAAGCCCCAGCUGGAGGAGGUGUCUGAUCACGACGAGGUGCCUCCACCUGCCGUUACGCCUGAGCCCAAGGUCUCUCAGUCCCCUCCCAGUGUCGUCCAUCGCAGACAAAUAGGACUGUCCAACCCGUUUCGUGGUUUGCUGAAGCUCGGACAUCUCGAGAGACGAGGUGCAAUGGGGUUGUGGCGAGACUAUUACUGCGAGCUGUCCCCCUUUGAGUUCCGCCUGUAUUUCAACGCUGAGGAGCGGGACUGUUGUGACAACUGCACCCUGGUACGGUGUGAGGACGCUCGUGUCACCUUACCCGAGGGUCGCUUCGAGUUGACCUUUCCUGGGAAGCGACUCUACCUCCGAGCGGCCAAUCGUGGUGAAGCUGAGGACUGGGUGGACCGGAUCGCGGAGGCCGUCAACAAAUGCCGGCCAGCGCCUCGUGCCGAUGAGCAGUGGGAGGUGCUACAACCGUGCAGUGAGAAUGGUGCAGAUGAACGCACACUUUCAUCCGCGUCCUCCACCCCCUCCAGCCCUGAAAGAGGGUUAGUACACAUGGACAAUAAUAGUUGCGGAGGGCUGGAGGCACCUCCUCCUCUGCAGGAGUUCGACUGGACUCGGACGACUGAUUUAGAAACGGACGCCAUCAAAGAAGCAGUUUUGUACGUCUCCACAGAUGCUGAAGCUCGGACAUGGGUACCUCUGAUCUUCUCCCUCUCCUUAGAGGCCCUGAAAGGCUUUCGGGUGCAAGGCGGGAGGAAGUUUCAGCAGCUAAACCACACCAUUGAGGAAAUUCGGGAUGUGGUGCCUGACGUCUCCCUUGGAGGUCCGGCCUUUUUCAAACUCUUGACCGUGAGGGAUGCGCUGAGACUCAGGGCAGAGAGCGCAGAGGAGGCUCGCUCUUGGAGGGUUUUGAUCCGUGGAGCUCUGGACUCUUACCUGGAGAGUGGGGAGGACGAUGGCUGCGAGGAGCCCGCUGCAGUACGCCUGGGGGUGACUGGGAAUCUCCACAGGCUGGUGCAGCACAGGCUGAAGGAAGAUGGAGCCCUUUUAGUUCAUCUUUGCACCGUACCCUCGGAGAAGGGUCUGGACUCUCAGAGCUUCAAAUGUGCAGGAUGUUCUCAGCAGAUUGGUCCGUCCCUGGGCAGAGCCAGGUUGUGUGAGUUCUCAGGCCAGUACUACUGUGAGUCCUGUCACCACGGUGACAUCACCAUCAUCCCCUCACGCAUAGUGCACAACUGGGACCUCACACAACGAGAGGUGUCUAAGAAGGCCCUGCAGCUGCUGGCUCAGGUCGAAUACGAGCCUCUGCUCAACCUGGAGCAGUUAAACCCUGAGUUAGUGAAGCACUCAGAGUCCAUGGCUCAGGCGCACAACCUGCGGCAGAGACUGCGUCUCCUCGGCGACUACCUGCUCACCUGCCGCAGCGGAGCCUACAAGAAACUGCAGGCCAGAAUGGGGCAGCGAACGUACUUGCUGGAGUCGAGCCACCUGUACAGUGUCGUAGAUCUGCAGGAGAUCGCAGACGGCCGAUACGCAAUCUACCUGUUGACACUGCUGCAGUUUGCCUCCAGCCACGUGUUUCAGUGCGACCUGUGCACGCAGCGCGGCUUCAUCUGCCAGAUUUGCCACGCCGAUGACACCAUCUUCCCCUUCCAGUUCGACAGCACCACCAGGUGUAAAGAUUGUAAAGCUGUGUUUCACCUGGCUUGUAAAGCUCCGGGUGUCUCGUGUCCUCGCUGUCAGCGAAUGCAGAAAUACCGGGAGAGGGAUCUUCAGGACUGAGCGCAGCGAGCACGACGGCGACGGGCUGACUCUUUCAGGAAGCUAGACGGCCGCUUGUGGGGAGAAAAAUAAAACUAAACUAAAUCUAGCUUUGACAUGAAGUAACCUCAAGUGCAAUUAUGAGUGUGAUUAACCUGCUCCAACUGACCUUAAGGCCAAGGGUGGAGUCGGAGCCUCAGUGCCACAGGAGUCUCAUUGACGGGGACAUUGACCUGAGAGAUCCAAUCACAAGUGCUGUGGGAUGCAUGUGCUCACAUUCUGUUGGCUGUGGGAACACGGACCCGCCGCAGUUUCACAAUGAAUCAAAUGUAUUUUUACUCUUCUCAUCGAUUCGCUCAGCCUCCGCUGACUCUCUCUCUUUCUCUUUCUCUCUUUUAUUUUUGCUGAUUCAGACACACACAGUCGUCAGUAGAGAGAAACUCAUAAAGCAUUAAAAGAACCACUUCCAUACCGGGUUACUAGCAUUAAGCUGUUCAAAUAUGCAAUACGUAUUUAUUUAUUUUUCUAAAUUCCAGGUAUCGGAAUCGGUAAAGGAAAAAAUGGAAUCCGAACAUCUCUCGUCAACUCUCACAUCUGUAAACUGAGAGAAAACAGCGUCAUCUGAUCUCAACGAACUGAGCUAACGAGGGUUUACCAGCAUUAAUACUCGAAGCUGACCACUCGUGAUCGGAUCUCUCAGGACGGACGUUGGUACCGGGAGUGAAUGUGGCCACUGAGCCUCGGGAUGCUGACGCGAUGCAGCCAAAUGUUACUGACUUCAAUACCUCUCUGAAUUCUGAUUCAGCCGCGGCAUCAAAAGAAGGACGGUGACGGACGCUGCCAAGAAUCGUUUCUGCUGCAAUUUUUAUUUCCUCUGUCUUAGUGUUUGAAAAAAAAAAAACAAACAUUGUUGACCCAUCAUGUUUACCACAGAUGCUCUGAAAGACGCAUUUUCAGCACAGCACAGCAGCAGGUCGCGUUCUGCUCAUGCAAAAUAAGGAAAACAGCACUCGACCUGUUUGAAUCAACUCAUCUCGAUCGUGCCUUCUUCUUAAUUCAAGCUUUACACUACUGUUAGGGCCAAAAAUAAUCACGUAGGCUUUUUAUUUUCUGGAUUGCCAUUUGAUGGAAUUACACUGCUGCAUUACACAUCUGUCGCCAGGAAGAUAAUAUAUUGGUUAGAGAGGUUUAGAGGAGAGAUUGAAAAUAGAUUUAUUAUGCUGCUUGUUCCAAAUUCGCUGAUUUAAAUGAAUUAUUAACAUCUGGCAUAAAAACCUUUUGUUGGUGCAAAUUCAGAUUCUUUUGAGAUUUAAAUCACUGGAUCUCAUUUCGCAUAUUUGCACUUAGCGCUGACUGUUAGACGGAUAUUUCGACCACAGUUUAGUCACAAUGUCCUUGAGUAUAUGAAAUGACACCACGGAGCUGUCUUGUGACAUUUUCCCGUGUUGCUCGGUUUUAGUUUGGUCUCCUGAAUAUUUGACUCUGACGUAGAGAGGAAGUCGCAGAGUCACAUAAUAAUGUGUUCGGAGAGAACAGAAGUCAGUGACGGUUUACUCAUCAAAUCCAUUUUGAUAUUUGCAGGAAACAGAAUUCUGCAACACUGUUUUUCCUGGUUUGUAUUUUUUUAUUUUCAUCUCAUCGAGUAUUUGCUGUAUAAAUGAUAUUAAGGAAUAAAUGUCAGUGUGUGUCACUUUA
Paralichthys olivaceus (Japanese flounder) is the source of this 3525-nucleotide messenger RNA. NCBI's taxonomy places the organism in Eukaryota, Metazoa, Chordata, Actinopteri, Pleuronectiformes, Paralichthyidae. The record is from RefSeq and is a predicted model, not a curated record.